Molecule: messenger RNA, 2230 nt
Organism: Poeciliopsis prolifica (blackstripe livebearer)
Lineage: Eukaryota; Metazoa; Chordata; Actinopteri; Cyprinodontiformes; Poeciliidae
Product: integral membrane protein 2A-like
Exons: 6
Coding region: 341-1081 (246 amino acids)
Biological process (GO): negative regulation of amyloid precursor protein biosynthetic process
Cellular component (GO): Golgi apparatus; extracellular exosome; plasma membrane
Molecular function (GO): amyloid-beta binding
Source: RefSeq, a predicted model, not a curated record
UGAUUUCCAAAAGACAACAAGGAGAAGCGGUAUUCCCUUCACUAGUUAGCGUUACGUUCUUACAAUAGACCAUCUAAAUCACGGCUAAGAAUAUCCACCCGUAAACUGGAGCUGUUUGGGGUUGAUUAUCCUCCUGGUUCGUUUUCUCCUCGGUCUCGCCCGGCCACCGGAAGCAGUGCGGAUAAAGCCGAGGUCGCAAAGUGCGUCACACGGUUGAGCUGCCGGAGAAGCACGACGCGAGAGCUGCAGACCGCCGCCGACAGAAACUCACGCGCGGGUUCCACCUUUUGUGUGCGCGCGCGACUCUCAGAAACCCGAGCGGGACGUGUUGGGCCGCAGCAUGGUGAAGAUCGCGUUCAGCUCGGCUCUGGCGCACAAGGCGCCGGGCAAAGAGGCGCCGGCGGCCGCGGUGAAGGACCCGGAGCUGGCCUCUGACUCUGCGGCCACAGACGGCUUCGGUCGCCUUAUUCUCUACCUGCUGGGGAUCUCCUUCAUCCUGACUGGGCUCAUUGUGGGCGGAGCGUGCCUCUACCGGUACUUCACCCCAAAGAGGCUGUAUCACGGAGCGAUGCAGUUCACCGACGUGUCCACCGGGGUGGAGAGCCAGCCCUACUACCUGCCGCGGGUGGAGGAGGAGGUGGAGAUCUCGGACAGCAUGGCCGUCGUCAGCGUGCCCCCUCCUCGCUUCCGGCCCGGAGACCCCGCUUACAUCCUCCACGACUUCAACCGGAAACUGACGGCGUACUUGGACCUGACUCUGAGGACCUGCUUUGUGAUUCCUCUCAACUCUUCGGUGGUCCUUCCCCCGCAGGACCUCAUCGACCUCUUCUCACAGCUCAUGAGUGACUCAUACCGCAGCUACCUGGUGCGCGAGGACCUCGUGGUCACCGAGCGCAUCGAGGACGUCAAGCCGCUGGGUUUCUACAUCCGCCGGCUGUGUGACGGAAAGGAAACUUACAGAAUGCAGCGUCGGUCCGACCUGCCAGGCGGAAACAUCCAGAAGCGCUCCGCCGAGGACUGCUUCACCAUCCGCCACUUUGAGAACAAGUUUGUGACGGAGACCCGCAUCUGCAAGGCCUGAUGGGGGAGACAGAGAAAGAGAGAGAGAGAGAAAGAGAGGAAACGGGGUGAAUGAGGGAGUGGAUGAGCACAUUGACAGGAAGUACAACUUUCUGCAGAAAGCUACUUUUGUACAAAAUCGUUUUGCCUCCCUUUGCUUCCCGGCUUGCGUGGAGUAAGUUUAGGUUCCGCUGUACGUACGCCUCGCCCCGCAUCAGUCCUCACCACCUGCUGUUUUUGUCGUCACCGUAGACGCACUAAGUUUCAUUUGCGCCGUCAGAAUCCGUUUCGUUCGCCGUGGCUUCCUGCAGACCCGCCCCGUCGUUGUCGUUUGGCUUCCUGCUCAGUAUUCCCGUCGUUCCCAGCAGGUGCGCGGCGCCUCUCGUGUUUCCUGUCGCCUCCUUUCCCAGGGCAGCUGCAGCGGCGUUGCCGUGACGCCAUCACGCACGUUUGAGCGCACGCUCGUCGUCUCACUGUCACGGUUGCCGACGCGGACGAACAUCCGAAAGCCGCCACUCUUCACUGUUUGUAGAUAUUUCCCAGAGUGCCCUGCUGCUGCUGGGACUCCUCCGGGCUGCCGUGUUAUGAUUUCGUGAACCUGAUGAUGAACUGUUUGGGUUUCUGUGUUUGUGUAGACAUUUCUAGAUGUUAGCUAGUGAAGACCGUGAGCUAAACCAGCGGGACCAAGCCACAGGGAAACGUUAUUUUGAAGCUAAAAAAACGUUCAUUUGAUCGCCUGCUUUGGUUUGUGAAUUUGUUCGUAUAUUUCAUUUUAACCUGAAAAAAAAAAAAAAAAAAAAAAAAGCAGAUGUAAUCUAUUCUAGUUGGUGGCAAUUGAAGUUUGACUUUUUUUCACUCGUACUUGCUUAGAUUUACUUACACGAAAGUGUCACGAUUGAGUUUGGAAAUCCCUGGAGAAGCGGAAAGAAAAGAGAAAAAAUGUGAAAAUAUUAUUUUUGAAAUGGCUUCGUGCCAAACAGAAUGAAGAGGGGGAAGACAGGGAAACGCUGCGAGGCGUUUCAGUGGUUUGUUCUAUGAAUCCCACACAGGAAGACAAUCAGGAAGUGCUGCAGGCGAGUAACGACAACCCAACUCUGUGUGACUCUACUGAACUGAAUUUCAUUUUUGUUGUUGAAUAAAGUUGCUUUUCUUAACCUGCUUAAAAACCAAA